AGCUUCCGAAACAUCUGUUUAAAUCUUGUUGAAUUUAAUUGGCUAAAUUCACAAAUAAGCAGUUUUAGAGUAGCACCACAUCUCACCUGAUCACAGCCUUAUAAAACAAGUUAUGUGACUUAUUUCUAAUUAUUUUAAUCACACUGUACAGCUUGUCAUGGCUAACAGAUGGAUUCAAGCGCAGGCAGCGUUCUGGCAAGCAAAAAAACGUGACAAUUUAUUGACACGACUGAAACCACAGUGAUUUUUUAUAUACAGUGAGUGGGGCAGGGGUCCAGGGUUCCAGGGGAUGGGGGGAGGGAAUCCACGCUCGCUCUUCACUCAGUCAAACUCCGCCACUCCUCUUCUCACGCCCACUCACUUCUCCUCUGCCACUCUCGCUCCAAUUUCCACUUAUGCCGACACACUCAGGGAUCACAGGUAAGGGGAGACUAAACGCAGAGAGCUCGAUUACAUUCAACACGCCAAAUAACACCAAGAGAGUCUUUUUAGAAGGAGAGCUGAGAGCACGAACACGAGAGGUUCAACGUUCCAGCGCCGACUGCUCCGUGCCGCAGCGUUAAAUAGGCAAAGGGAACGCCAGCUGAUCGGCAACAGGUGUUGUAAUCACCGCAGAAUUGUCUUUGUGGAAUCAUAACCAGCUGGGAUGCAUCUCUGUGGAAAAACUCCCCUUUAUGUGGCAACUUUACAGCUAAAAGGAGCACAGCAAUCAGAUCCUGCAGGAACUAGUGGUUUUAUUGCAGGUAUUAGCAUGUGAGCAAACAAUGGAGGGAGCCACUUUAUCCGUCUUUGUUACUAUCCAGAAGAUCUACUACCCUUUACUUUGUGUCAUCGGCAUUCCAGGAAACCUCUUCACAUUCUACAUGAUCUGUUUCCGUAAUUGUGGGAUGUCCAGCACAGCCAUCAUCUACCUCAGUUGUCUAGCUAUUGCUGACAUCUUCUACUUGGUGUGGGUAAUUCUUAUUGACUUAACUCUCACCUUCUGGACCCUGCAGCCCUUCUGGCACUCUUACCCGUGGUGUAGCAUUCUGGGAUUUUUGCAGUAUGGAUCACUCUACAGCUCCUCUUGGAUUGUGGUGGUGUUCACCAUCGAGCGUUACUUGGUCCUCCGCAGCACGGCUGUCAAACAGCAUUUGUCCCAAACUAGGGUCACUAAACUUACCUGCAUAGCUAUUGUGCUGGUAUCCCACCUGGUCUCUGUGCCUCUGGCUUGGAUCAAUAUUGUCACACCUGUGAACCUCACAGUGAAUGGAGAGAACAUCACAUUGCCCAGAUGUCGAUACCGCAAUGAGACCUACACUACUGUUAUAGUGUGGAUAACUACAUUCCUCUCAGGAGGAAUUCCGAUUGUGUUGGUUAUCAUUUUCAAUUACCUCAUUGGGUACCAUUUGUGCAACGCCAGUAAGCUCUUCACUAAAGAGGAGUGUCGCGUCAUGCAGGGUAAAAGCACGAGGGGCAUGUUGAGGAGGACCAUUCUCCUGCUGGGAACCGUUUCUGUGGCUUUUGUUGUGCUUAGCCUUCCUCGUUUUGUCACGUAUUGCAUCUUGAGGACCAAGUACAAUAAUGAGAAUUUUAAUAGAAAUGACUACAGCAUUCCAAUCAACGUUGCCGGAGACAUUGCUAACAUGCUGCAGAACCUGAACUCCACCACAAACUUCCUACUCUACUGCAUGGUCAGUCGCCGCUUCCGGCAAGAGCUGGUCCAGGUACUGACUUGUAAUGAGAAGGCACUUGAACUGGGCUCUGUCCUCACAAAUACUACCAUGAAAGUUUUUUCAGUGGUGGAUCAUAAGGCUUCAUCAUCCAGCAACCCUGUGUCUGUGGUGCUAACCAGUUUAAAACCUACAGAAUAGAAAGAACUAGAUAGAAGGUUCUUCUUUAAACUAGUUUUAACACAAAAGCCAUGAAUCAAGGUACACUUACCUAUUUUAUAGGCUGUAUCCCCGAAAACUCAUCAAAUUCAAUAUUAACCUAAGCCAGAAUGAUGUGUUUGGUUGGUUUACACAGGUAGAACAGUAUCAGCCUAUAUGCAGAUGGUGUAUAUGAAAAACUUGUUUAACAGAAUAUAUUGCAAAAACAGAUACUUGGGACGAAUUCUGAAAAGGUGUCAAAAUGUCAAAUGAAGUGCAAGGACUUGAAAGAAAGAUUAAAAUAGCUAUGUUGGUGUCAUGGCUCUCGCUAUAUACAACAAUAUUAGAUUGCAGCAAAAGCCCAAAUUGGACAGAUGGAUGUCCCACUCUGAAACACCUCAACAAUUUCUUGAUUGCUAUGAAGUUAUACAUAUGUCUCAAAAAGAUGAAUCCAACAGAUAAACAGAUAUUUUGUGAAUUAAUGCCACAGAUAAGCCUCUAUUUCUGAAACAUGUUAUGACUGAGAUUUAAAAAAUUAAUUUUGUAUUCAAUAUGACCCAAAAUGAGUGAUUGAGCCCAUAAACUUAAUCUCUCAAAACGCUUUCCUGCUAAAUCAGAAAGCCAUUUUUCCAUGGACUGGGAGUCCUUUUGCAUUCACAGCUAUUGUCAUCAGGUGGACUUCAGACAGAAGGCAGGUUUAAGGAACUGCAUAUUGUCUGAAUUUUUCCAACCGGGGUCCUACGUCUAUGUUUUUUACUGUCUGUGAUGCCAACAUAUAAAGUACAUCUACUAACAUCGUCACCAACAGUCAAUGGUUAAUAAAGUUACAUUAUUAACCCAGAAGGUUGAUUUUGGGCACUCUUGUUGCUUUAAAAUCAACCUUCUGUACAACUGAAGGGUGUACUACAAAGGAAAUAAACCAGGCUUUCUUUGUAUAAGCUGACUUGACAAAACCUAAAACCCCAGUCAGAGAUGAGAGAUAUCACACUAUAAUUUCUGCAACUUUCUCUGUUGAGGCGGCCUUUCUUUGCUGUGUCAUAUGAUCUUUUUCCAUACAAAAUUAUUCCUAUGAAUUCUGCCUAUCGUUCACAGUAGAGCUCUGAAACUUUAAAACUGGCCUUUACCUUAAUAAAGGCGAUGUGGAAAUUUAGUUUGUUGGCAGAAGUUAAAUCAAUUUUAUUGAUUGACAGGUGCUCUUUGUGUGUGUUCUGCAUUCUAAUAACUGUGCUGUAAAAGAGCAGCAGAUCAGAAUCAAGUAUAUAAACAUUUACACAUUUUCUGCAUCACCAGAUGAAUAUUCCAGCAACAUUGUGACAUUUGUACAGCUGUGCUUCAUUUGCAAUAUCAGUGAGGUACAGUACAGAGGUACAAUUUAAAUUCUACUAUGCAAAGAAAAAAAAAUCAUGUGCAAGUCCAGCCGAUUGUAAAAAGAAAUCCUGAACAUAACCUGCUCCUGUUCUGGUUAAAUUACCACAAUGUUUUAGUCAGGCAGAAAGAGAGCCACUUUCAUGACAAACAACUUAAAACAAGACUUUCUUGCUAACCUAGUAAUCUAGCUUAAUGAUACACCCUCUUGGUUUCUUCUUCCAAGCACAGGAAUGACCAGUGUUGAAUAUCCGAAAGAAUGCAAGUUUAAGAUAUUAAACUAGUUCUCUUUUCAGACCCAGAAGUUACAUGCAUUUUUUCCCAUCCACACAAAAACAUCUGUGUGUUGGUAUGCAUUUUGCUCAAACCACCAUUAUAUACAGCCUUUUGCCCGACUGUGGGCCUUUGUCAAUAAAGUUUAUUUAUAAAACAAAAAAGGAAAAUCAGACUUGGGUGUGUCAUUGUGGAUUCUGAGUCAUAUGGAUCAUGUCUAGUUAUGAAACAAAAAAUGUUCUUGUCUGAUGGCCUUGAAAAUGGGUCACUGUUUGUAUAAAAUCCACUGAGAACACAGUUCAGUACUGUUUUAUACACGCUGCAGAAUAUAUUCUUUACCUGUCAAGUCCUGUGUAUCCUUUUCCCCCCUGCUGCUUC
Molecule: messenger RNA, 3866 nt
Organism: Oreochromis niloticus (Nile tilapia)
Lineage: Eukaryota; Metazoa; Chordata; Actinopteri; Cichliformes; Cichlidae
Product: probable G-protein coupled receptor 139
Exons: 4
Coding region: 765-1853 (362 amino acids)
Biological process (GO): G protein-coupled receptor signaling pathway
Cellular component (GO): plasma membrane
Molecular function (GO): G protein-coupled receptor activity
Source: RefSeq, a predicted model, not a curated record